AUGAAAAUCUUCAUCACCUCGCACUGCUACUUCCCCUCCGCCUCCUCCGGCAUCCCCGCGACGAUCGAAGUCUGCUCCUCGACCGGUCUCGUCACCGCCAUCCAUCGCAACGUUCGCAAGAGUCGAGAAGAGUACCCUCAUGUGAACGACGAGGACUUUAUCCAUGUAGCCGAUCAGUAUUGGCUCCUACCUGGGGUGAGUCUCGUCAAUGAAGGAGGUAGGAGGAAAUCUCCGCUUACUCCGCUCUCUUUCUCCUGGCCCAGCUCGUCGACGCUCAUGUACACCUCAACGAACCCGGACGGACCGAAUGGGAAGGCUUCGCGACUGGAACGGCCGUGGGUCCACUCAUCAAUCCCUCUCAUUCAGUCCUCCAACUCACAUUUUCCCCUCCUCGGAAUAGGCCGCCGCGUCCGGAGGCGUGACCACCGUCGUCGACAUGCCUCUCAACGCGAUCCCACCCACCACCACCGUCGAUCAUCUACUUCAAAAGGUGGAGGCCGCAAAGGGGCAAUGUAGAGUCGAUUGCGCAUUCUAUGGAGGCGUCAUUCCGGGCAAUCAGGUUGGUCCCCCGAUCAAGUUCCCGGAAAACAGUUUUUUUUUUUUUUUUUUUUCGGUUGCUGAAUCCUUCGUCCCCAACCGGACAGGGCGAUCUUGUCCCCUUGGCAAACGGAGGAGUCAAAGGCUUCAAGUGCUUCCUCAUCGAAUCGGGCGUCGACGAAUUCCCUUGCGUCAAUGAGGAACAGGUCCUACUCGCCAUGCCUAAACUGGUCGUCAGUCCUCUCUCAUCUCCGACCAAAUUCCCCGCGUUCCCCGCUCGUAAACCUGACCGUUGCAUUCCCUCCCCGCCUCGUGACCCCCAGGAAGCGAAUUCGCUCUUCCUAUUCCACGCCGAACUCGACACCCCAACCGUCUCCCCCACCACCCCCUCAUCACCCGACUCAAGAUCCUACUCCACCUUUCUCUCCUCGCGUCCCCCAUCCCUCGAAGAAUCCGCCAUAUCCCUCAUCCUCCGUACAGCGCGCCAACACCCUUCCCUACGCACGCACAUCGUGCACCUCUCCGCAGCGUCCGCGAUCCCAGCUUUAAGGAAAGCUCGUAGGGAAGAACGAUUGAAGCUCAGCAUCGAGACCUGUUUUCAUUACCUCGUCUUGACGGCCGAACAAAUUUCCAAAGGCCAGACGCUUUACAAGUGUUGUCCACCGAUUAGGGAAGCGAUCAAUCGAGAUGCGUUAUGGAAAGCUUUGAUUGAGGGGGAUAUCGAUUUCGUCGUAUCGGAUCAUUCACCUUGCGUGACCGAACUUAAACGAUUGGAAGAGGGCGAUUUCAUGAAAGCUUGGGGAGGGAUCGGGGGAUUGGGUUUGGGAUUGAGUUUGUUGGUGACGCAGGGGAAGAGGAGAGGGGUUGGGAUGGAGAGAGUUUUGGAAUGGGUUUGUGAGAGACCGGCUAGGCAGGUAGGGUUGGAAGCGAGUAAAGGGAGGAUACAAGUCGGUGGUGAUGCGGAUUUUGUGGUGUUUGACCCGCGGAAGAAGUUUACGGUGCGUUGGACUGGUUCCCUCUUCUGGUGGAUCAUCAUCAACCGCACUGACACCCAAACCGACUUUUUUGUCGUUUCAGGUUAACAAGUCCGAAUUGCACUUCAAGAACCGUUCAAGUCCUUACGAAGGCUUGGAACUCGAAGGUGCGGUCAUCAAGACCUACCUCCGCGGUCAACUCGUUUAUGAUCGUGAGAAAGGUUUCAAAGGGAUCGAACCGAGUGGGAAGUUGUUGUUGUAG
This is a messenger RNA of Microbotryum saponariae, 1773 nucleotides long. The record is from the annotation of a GenBank genome assembly. Lineage: Eukaryota; Fungi; Basidiomycota; Microbotryomycetes; Microbotryales; Microbotryaceae.